This is a messenger RNA of Humulus lupulus (European hop), 6355 nucleotides long. RefSeq lists its product as uncharacterized. Gene Ontology annotation, molecular function: protein binding. Gene Ontology annotation, cellular component: HOPS complex; late endosome. The record is from RefSeq and is a predicted model, not a curated record. The transcript has 19 exons. Bases 181 to 6081 code for a protein of 1966 amino acids. NCBI's taxonomy places the organism in Eukaryota, Viridiplantae, Streptophyta, Magnoliopsida, Rosales, Cannabaceae. Gene Ontology annotation, biological process: endosomal vesicle fusion; protein targeting to vacuole; vesicle-mediated transport.
AAUAAAUACUCGAUUGACUGAACAGUGUAAACGACAACUAGAGGAAGUCCAUGGAAUUGAAACUGUGGAUGAAAUAAUCGACCGAAACGACAAUUCUUUCCCAGAAAUUGCUUCGGAAUCGGAAUUGGCCCAUGAGACUCGACUAAUUAUCACUUCCCUCGCUCCGCCCAGUCACCAACCAUGGAGCUCGACCUCAGCUCGUUCCUCGAUGACGACGAAGACGACCAACUCAACUCCAUUCCCCACCGUACAAUCGACGACAUUCUCAAUGACUCUGAUUCUUCCACCUCUUCGUCUCCUCCUCCAUCUCCACCCUCCGCUUCCCGCCGUCUCUCCUCCGAUCCCAACCGUUCAUCCUCCGCCUCCAGACUCUCCUCCCAGUCUUCGAUUGACGGGACCCGCAAGCCUACGAACUGUCCUAAACCCACACAAUUGGAGGAAAGGCGAAUUGGGUCUCGAACCAGUUCGGUUGGGCGGUUCAAGCUCGGCGAUUCGUCCGAUGACGUGAUCCGGAGGGGGUCGAGGCCUUUGCCGUCGUUGUUUGGAGGAGUUCGUUCUAAUGCGAAGCCCGGGGCGGCGCUAGCGGCUGCGGCGGCUGCUUCGAGGUCGAUGCCGACUCCGCACGCCGCAGCGAUCAAAUCGAGGAGGAGUGUUGGGAUUGGGGGUUUUCAGAAGGCUCUCGAAAGUGUUCAAUCGGGUUCCACUAAUGGUACUGGUGUUGCUGCUGAUUCUGAGACUGUUGUUUCUGAUGAUUUGGGUUCCAAUUCUACUGGUGACUUGAAUGUGACUGGUUCGGAAAUCAGUAGUUUAGAUUCAAAGAUAGUUGAAGUUAAUAAUAGUAAUACUGAUGAUGAGAAGACUGAUGAAACUUCAAGAGAUGGAGUUGCGGUGAGUUCUUUUGUGGGUGAAGUUCUUCAUUGUAAAGAAACAGAGAGCGAUGAAUCAAGGGCUGGCAGUGCUGGAGAAGGCUUGUUGGGUGUAAAUAGGGAAACCGAGGCAAGUUUUACUUCAGUGAAUGUUGGGAAGGAUAUUGAUUUUGAUGAGAAUCCUGCUGUUGACCAUGUUGAAAAUAGAAACGUCGGGACUAAUUCUUGUGAUGAAAACGAGCCUGGAGUGGAUGAGAGUUCAGAAUUUGUAGGUGUUAAUGAUAAUAAUGGAAAGGGUAGUUCUUGUUGGGCUGUUGCUGAUAAUAGUGGAGAACUCGCAGUGGAGUCGAUGACUGAGGAAUUAGAAUUGAGAGACUCAAUAAACAAUUUACCUUAUAUGAAGGAUGACAAUGAUGAUGAUCUCGAUGGUGAUGAUGCUAGCUCCACGAGUGAGAUUAAAGAACUUGUGGAGGAGAGAAUUGGGCAAUUAGAGAGCAGGGGAAUCAGUCAACGAGCAGAAAAGAAAUCACAGCCUUGCAUGAAGCCACUUGAAAUAGCUGAAGAGCUCGAGAAGAAACAUGCUUCGACGAGUAUGCACUGGGUAGAAGGUGCUGCUGCCCAACCAAUGAGGCUUGAAGGUAUUCGGAGAGGGUCCACAACAUUGGGAUACUUUGAUGUGAAUGCCAACAAUAACAUCACACGGACUAUUUCAUCUCAGGCAUUUAGGCGCGAUUAUGGUUCACCGCAGGUCUUGGCUGUUCAUACUAAUUACAUUGCAGUAGGAAUGGGAAGAGGGGUUAUUAUAGUUGUUCCCAGUAAAUACUCUGCACAUAAUGCUGACGAUAUGGAAAAAAAGAUGAUAAUACUAGGGUUACAAGGGGAACGAUCUUAUUCUGCUGUAACUUCUUUAUGCUUCAAUCAGCAAGGGGACAUUCUCUUAGCUGGCUACUUUGAUGGUCAUAUUACUUUUUGGGAUGUCCAGAAGGUAUCCGCUGCUAAAGUCAUCUCUGGUGAACAUACAUCACCAGUUGUACAUGCAUUAUUUCUUGGGCUUGAUUCUCAGGCUACACGUCAAUUUAAGGCAGUGACUGGUGAUAGUAAGGGUCUGGUUCUAUUACAUGCCUCGUCAGCUAUAUCUUUGUUUAGCAGGUUCAAUGUCAAAACACAGUGUCUUCUUGAUGGACAAACAACGGGGACAGUGCUUUCAGCUUCACCACUCCUCUUUGAUGAAUCUUUUGGAGGUGCUUCGCUGUCCUCUCAGGGAAAUGCAAUGGGUCCUGCUAGCAGCAUUGGCAGCAUGAUGGGGGGUGUAGUCGGUGGGGAUGCAGGAUGGAAACUCUUCAAUGAAGGCUCUUCUUUGGUAGAAGAAGGUGUUGUUGUUUUUGUCACAUAUCAAACUGCUCUGGUGGUGAGACUAAGUCCAACUUUGGAAGUCUACUCGCAACUUUCUAGGCCAGAUGGAGCUCGGGAAGGUUCCAUGCCUUACACUGCCUGGAAAUGCACGAAACAAUCACACAAUUCAUCAACUGAGAAUUCUCCUACUGAAGUUUCAGAAAAAGUUUCACUGCUUGCAAUUGCUUGGGAUCGGAAAGUUCAGGUAGCAAAGCUGGUCAAGUCAGAGCUAAAGGUAUAUGGCACCUGGUCUCUUGAAAGUGCAGCUAUAGGCGUGGCUUGGUUGGAUGAUCAGAUGCUGGUGGUUUUGACUGUGACCGGACAACUAUGUUUGUUUGCAAAAGAUGGAACUGUGAUUCAUCAAACUAGUUUUGCUGUUGAUGGUUCUCUCGGGAAUGAUUUUGUUUGUUACCAUACUUACUUCACGAAUAUCUUUGGAAAUCCUGAAAAAGCUUAUCACAAUUGCUUAGCCAUAAGGGGAGCUUCUGUCUACAUAAUCGGACCAUCGCAUCUGAUUGUGUCCCGCCUUCUACCUUGGAAGGAACGAAUUCAGGUUUUACGAAAAGCAGGUGAUUGGAUGGGUGCUUUGAACAUGGCAAUGACAAUUUAUGAUGGUCAAGCACAUGGAGUUGUUGACCUUCCUAGGACCUUGGAUGCUGUGCAGAAGGCCAUUAUGCCCUUUCUGGUAGAGUUGCUCCUUUCAUAUGUGGAAGAAGUAUUUUCUUAUAUUUCAGUGGCAUUCUGCAACCAAAUUGAAAAAAUGGAUCUACUAGAUGAUCCCAGUAGCAAAAGUAGUUCUGUGCACAAUGAAAUAAAAGAGCAAUAUACACGUGUUGGUGGAGUUGCAGUUGAAUUCUGUGUACAUAUCAAGAGAACAGAGAUCCUAUUUGAUGAAAUUUUCUCUAAGUUUGUUGCUGUUCAACAAAAAGACACAUUUUUGGAGCUGCUGGAGCCAUAUAUAUUAAGGGACAUGCUUGGUUCUCUACCUCCAGAGAUUAUGCAAGCACUGGUAGAGCAUUACAGCAGCAAAGGGUGGUUACAGAGAGUUGAACAGUGCGUCCUUCACAUGGAUAUUUCUUCCUUGGAUUUCAACCAGGUUGUACGGUUAUGUCGGGAGCAUGGACUUUAUGGUGCACUGUUUUAUCUCUUUAAUAAAGGAUUGAAAGAUUUCAGGGCACCUUUAGAGGAGCUCUUUGCCGUUUUACAAAAUACUCAAAGCGAAGCCAAUUCUGCCCUUGGGUAUCGAAUGCUAGUUUAUUUGAAGUACUGUUUUUCAGGCCUUGCUUUUCCGCCAGGACAUGGUAACCUUCCUCCUUCACGCUUGCCAUCUGUUAGAGAAGAAUUGCUGCAAUUUUUGUUGGAGUCAUCUGAUGCUCGAAAUUCAAGAGUUGGUUCAAGAUUAUCAUCUGGAGCGCCAUAUCUGAACCUUUAUUUCCUCUUAGUAAUGGACACCGAAGCUACCCUAGAUGUGAUGAGAUGUGCUUUUGAAGAAAAUAAAAUUCCACAGCCUGAGCUUUCUUCUCAUAAUGUGGCUGAUGCUGGCAUGAGCACAAAAGAAGAGAACAUUUUAACGGAGAGUCAAAAUUUAUUGGUGCAGCAUACAGUAGAUGCUCUCGUUCAUAUUCUUGAAAAGGGCAUUUCACAAGCAGAUAGAACUUCUGGUGACGACGAAGGAUCAGCAGAAGAGUGGCCAUCAGCAAAAGAAAUAGGUCAUUUGUUUGAGUUUAUAGCACAUUAUGUUGCGUGUGGAAGAGCUAAAGUCUCAAAAGAAGUCCUCAAUAAGAUUUUGGAGUAUUUAACAUUAGAGAAUCUGCAAUCAAGUGCUUCUGCUCAUAGCAGAAUCUCAAAACAAAGAGAAAAGCAGGUACUUGCCCUUCUGAAGGUAGUACCGGAAACUGAUUGGGACACCUCUAAUGUGUUGCAACUAUGUGAGAAAGCAUGUUUUUACCAGGUUUGUGGUCUAAUUCAUACCAUCAGGCAUCAAUAUCUUUCUGCUUUGGAUAGCUACAUGAAAGAUGUAGAUGAGCCCAUUCAUGCAUUCUCAUUUAUCAACAAAAUAUUAUUAGAGCUCAGUGACAGCAAUGACUGUGGUGCUUUCCGAUCAGGACUCAUUUGUCGCAUUCCAGAGCUGGUUAACUUAAACAGGGAGGGCACUGUCUUCUUGGUUAUUGACCAGUUUAAUGAUGAAGGUUCACAUAUUUUAUCUGAACUUCGUGCUCAUUCAAAAAGCCUUUUUCUUUAUUUGAAAACAGUCAUUGAAAUUCAGUUAUCUGGCACCCUGAACUUUGAUUAUUUAAGAAAUGAUGAUCUAAUGAGUAUGAAGGAUAAAUCUGAAGAACUUACGGCUUACUUGGAAAGAAUCUCUGAUUUUCCAAAGAUUCUGCGCAGUAAUCCUGUACACGUGACUGAUGAUAUGAUUGAACUUUAUCUUGAGUUGUUGUGUCAGUAUGAACCUGAUUCAGUUCUCAAGUUCCUUGAGACUUUUGAUAGCUACCGCGUGGAUCAUUGUUUACACCUAUGCCAGGAAUAUGGAAUAAUAGAUGCUGCGUCAUUCUUAUUAGAAAGGGUUGGUGAUGCUGGCAGUGCUCUAUUACUUACACUUUCCAGCCUUGAUAACAAGUUUGCCAAGCUUGCUGAUGCUAUGGGAAGUGGGGCUGCUUGUAUAAAGCAUUUCAGUACUGUCAAAAAGUUGGGAGAGGUGAAGGAAAUAGAAAAUAUAUUGCAUGCCUGUAUUGGAUUGUGCCAACGAAACACCCCCCGUUUGAAUCCUGAAGAAGCAGAGAUACUAUGGUUCAGAUUACUAGACUCAUUUUGUGAGCCUUUGAUGGGUUCAUUUGGUGAUGGAGGACUUUUUGAAGGAGGAAAUCAAAAUAGAGUAUUGGCUGAGACACCCAGCCCAGAUGAUUUUGAAGAGGCGUCCAUCAUCAAUUGGAGAAUUCCAAGAUCCCACAAAGGUGCUCACCUCUUGAAGAAAUUGUUUUCUCAGUUCAUUAAGGAGAUUGUUGAGGGCAUGAUAGGAUAUGUUCGACUUCCAACUAUCAUGUCCAAACUUCUUUCUGAUAAUGGUAGCCAGGAAUUCGGUGACUUUAAACUCACUAUACUGGGAAUGCUUGGAACAUAUGGCUUUGAAAGAAGAAUUCUGGAUACUGCCAAAUCCCUGAUAGAAGAUGACACAUUCUAUACCAUGAGCUUACUCAAGAAAGGAGCAUCUCAUGGGUAUGCCCCUCGUAGUCCAGUUUGCUGUAUAUGCAAUGGUGUUCUUGCCAAGAACCCUUCUAGCUCAAGCAUUCGAGUUUUCAACUGCGGUCAUGCAACUCAUGCUCAGUGUGAGCUUUUGGAGAAGGGAGCAUCCGGUGCUGGCUCCUCAUCUGGAUGCCCUGUCUGUAUGCCUAACCAGAAAUCACAGAAGUCAAGAAAUAAAUCAGUUCUUGUAGAGAAAGGUCUAGUAAAGAAGUUUCCAACGAGACCCCAACAAACACAUGGAACAACAGUUUACCCCCAUGACUACGAUUCGUUAGACUAUGCUAACGGGCUUCAGCAAGUCUCACGGUUUGACAUGUUGAACAUGUUGCAAAAAGAGCAAAGAUUUGUUCAGGUAGAGAAUAUACCUCAGUUGAGGCUUGCUCCACCAGCUGUAUAUCAUGAAAAGGUAAAGAGAGGAACUGAUAUUCUAACAGGAGAAAGUAGCAGUGGUCUGUCAAGAACAGAGAAACAGAGCAGUAGUAGAAGUAGGCCGCUAAAAGAUCUAAAAGUUAAGGGUUCAUCUCUUAGAUUUCCCUUGAAAUCAAAUAUAUUUGGCAAGGAGAAAAUCAGCAAGAGGUGAUGCAACGGUGUGAUGUGUGUAGAUAUACUAACAAUACUGGGUUCGGUAUGAUGUCUAAUAGUUGAGGAUCAAUUUUUAGUAAAGCCCAUGUUGGCUUGAGUGAGAUUUUUUUUUUUACAUUUAAUUUCUGUAUAUUUAUGUAGAAAUGUUCCUUACAUUUUUUUAACAUAUAGUUGCCUCCUGUAUAUGAUCAAAUAGGAAAUUUUGUUUAAAUUUUGAAUAAAAAACCAAUAAUUUGGCGAGGAAAAAAAUGUGCGAUUCGAUUAUUUUCAUC